GGGAGCCGGCAGAGAGGGGUCAGCUGCGGCGGCAGGGGCGGCGGCGGCGGUAGCGGCGCAGCUCCGCUCCCCGCGCGUCUCCAGUCCCCGCGCCCGGAGAGGGCGCGCAGCCCCGCUGCCGGCAUGCGGCCGCCCGCCCGCCGCAGCCGCCGCCUGGCGCUCCCGGCACUGCUCUCGCUGCUCGCCUGCUCCCUGGCUUUUGCUUUGGUUUCUGAAGAUGUGAAGAAAGAGGUCAGACAGUCUAAGAAUUUGGAGAAAAGUGGUGUAUCAGAGAAAAAUGACAUAGAUUUAAAAGGAAUUGUAUUUGUCAUCCAGAGUCAAAGUAAUUCUUUUCAUGCGAAGAAAGCAGAACAGUUAAAACACAGCAUCUUAAAGCAAGCUGCAGAUCUUACACAGGAAGUCCCCAGAGUCCUCCUCCUCCACCAGCUGGCUCAGCAGGAAGGUGCGUGGACCGUGCUCCCGCUGUUACCACACUUUGCUGUAACAUAUAGCAGCAAUUCAUCAUGGAUUUUCUUCUGUGAAGAAGAGACAGGAAUACAAAUUCCACGACUCUUAGAAACACUCAGAAGAUACGACCCCUCUAAGGAAUGGUUUUUAGGAAAAGCAUUACAUGAUGAAGAGUCCACAAUAAUUCACCAUUAUGCCUUUUCUGAAAACCCUACAGUUUUUCAGUAUCCAGACUUUGCAGCUGGCUGGGCCCUUAGUAUUCCACUGGUAAACAAGCUUACCAAGAGAUUAAAGAGUGAAUCCCUGAAAUCCGACUUUACGAUAGAUUUAAAACAUGAGAUUGCUCUCUACAUCUGGGACGAAGGUGCCGGACCUCCCCUCACUCCCGUGCCUGAGUUUUGCACAGACGGUGUGGACUCCUCUUGUGCUACUACAUUCCAUUCUUUCCUACCACUUUGUGGAAAUCCAGUGAAGAAGGAGGAUAUUUUUGUUGCAGUAAAAACAUGCAAGAAAUUUCAUGGUGACAGAAUCCCCAUCGUGAAGCAGACUUGGGCGGCACAGGCAGGUCGCAUUGAAUACUACAGCGAUUACGCAGACAGUUCCGUUCCAGCGGUGGAUCUGGGAAUUCCUAAUACAGAGAGAGGUCAUUGUGGAAAGACAUUUGCCAUUUUGGAAAGAUUUUUGAAUCACAGCCAUGACAAAAUAGCAUGGUUAGUCAUUGUGGAUGAUGACACAUUAAUAAGCAUCUCCAGGCUCCGGCACCUGCUGAGCUGUUACGACGCCCAAGAACCCGUGUUUCUGGGAGAGCGUUACGGCUACGGCCUGGGCACCGGCGGCUACAGCUACAUCACAGGAGGAGGAGGGAUGGUCUUCAGCAGAGCAGCAAUCAGGAGACUCCUCGCCAGCAAGUGUCGCUGCUACAGCAACGACGCUCCAGACGAUAUGGUCCUGGGGAUGUGCUUUAGCGGCUUAGGAAUCCCUGUGACACACAGCCCUCUCUUCCAUCAGGCUCGGCCCGUGGAUUACCCUAAGGACUACCUGUCUCACCAGGUUCCCAUAUCGUUCCACAAGCACUGGAACAUCGAUCCCGUGGAGGUCUAUUUCACGUGGCUGGCACCCAGUGAGGAAGACAGAGCCAGGCGGGAGACACAAAAGGGCUUUAAAGAAGAGUUGUAAAGCGUGGUGGCCGUGGGCACGGGCAGGACGCAGAGGCAGAGACUGGCACUGUCCUGCUGUGCUGGAUGCCGCGGCUUACAUGUGGCACGUGGCAUCGGAAGCUUCCUGACUUUAGGUGGACAUCAUUAUUUGGUCAUUUUGGAGUUGGGGGCGGGGAAGGAGUCAUAGGGAAAACAGAUUUUUUUUUUCCUGGGAAAAAUCACUUGCUUUUGUAUUAUGCGGUUAUUGUAAUACACAGUGAUUACUGUGUAUUUUUCAAACUGUGAAAGAGCAGCUUUAUUUCUGUCACAGAAAAAUAAAUGGUACCAGAAGCCUCCUUCCUGUCCUCUCUCUUCAUUAUAAUGGAAGUUUCAUUUGGGCAUGAGACUGGAGAGAUGUGACUGUCUAUUAUUAUAUAUAUAAAAUAAAGAAGAGGGAAGGUCUCUUGACCUGGAUAUUAUAAUGGAGGUGAACUUUUUAACCGUAUUAUUGAUGACUGAAAUUAUUUCCUGGUAGCUCAGUAGGAAGAUUGCUGUAUUAAGGCUCAUUCAUAAAACAUCAUAAAAGUCUAGUGAUGAAAAAUCCUCUGUAGUCUAUAAUCAAGGUUGUUAUGUUUUAUCUAUUUUUCUGUUUGUGCCUCAUAAAAAGAGAAUAAGAAGUCUUCUGCGAGAGCUUUCUCCUCCUUUAGAUGUUCAUCUCUGUUCUGUUUCUCCCUGAAGCCCUAUCUUUAUGACCUACUUGUAACACAAAAGUGUACUGGCUGCUGCCAGAAAAAGUGUCCUCAAUAUUUAAAAAACAACAUGGUUGUAUUUUAUUCAAGUCACUGAGCUCUGUGUAAGUCUCGGGAAGUGAAUUAAAUUAAUUGUACCUGGUAUUUCCUCCUAUUUUUACUUGUAUGUUAUGUAAUGACUCUCUCCAGACUCAGAGCAGACGCCCUGGUGUAAGGGAUGACCGCAUGGUGAUUUGGCAACUUCUCAGAGUUCUUAAAAGAAUGAAAUUUGCAAACAGUAUUUUGAAAUAGCUCUUAUUUCCAAAUCAUACCUUUAAUAUAUAGUAAUUUAAUACAUUCUUAAUUUUUAAAGCUUAUUCUGUAUUUAACAUUUUAAUUAUAUAAUUCAGUUUUCUAAAGGUAUUUGCAUAAAAUUUGGUUUUGAUAUGUCAAACUAAUUCUGGUAUAGUAAAAUACUUUCCUCUUUUUUUAAAUAAAAAUUGUUAUUCAUUAAUUUUGCCUGUAAUGUUUUUAUAGCCAAGCACAGGGUUUUAAAGCCAUGCUACCUAAAGUACCCAUGUGUGUGUUUUUUUAACAAUACAUUUUUCUUGUAGCUUAUAUGUAACUGAUUUCCAAAAUGAUGCAAAAGUAUUUACCAUUUUUCCAAAUUAGCAAAUACCAGGACUCGUGUGUUUUCAGUGAUAACUGAAUAUACUGGAUUCAUUUCUGUGAAAGUGGAUUUUGUGGUCCGUCCAAGCAAUGGAUCCAGGAUGAUCGUCUGGGUGAGAAGCACCUGAAGGUGCUAUUGCUGAUGAUGUCAGUAUUGCUGUCAGAGCUGGGAUUACUGUCACGGUUACCAUCAUAGUCACCUUCAUGUUAUCUGUAACACUGCUCCUGGAGGGCCUGGCUGCCUGACCCAGUGGAGAAGAGCCUCCAGUUCCUACGCUUGCCUACCACUGUCACACUCAGAAAACAGUGUCUUCAUUUGCUAGGACUGUCCUGGCAUCUGUACGUGAAGGUCCAUGUCAUGCUUUCUCUGUGUUACGAUGAUCAGUGCCUUCUACUGAUACUGGAGCACCUUCUCUGGUACUUUUAAGUGUUUUGUUAAUUAUGUUUACUUUUUGGAAUGAUGUAAGCCUAACCACAAGUAAAAGACCUUUGCCUAA
This is a messenger RNA of Hippopotamus amphibius kiboko, 3477 nucleotides long. It is a transcript of the gene B3GLCT, whose product is annotated as beta 3-glucosyltransferase. The transcript has 15 exons. The record is from RefSeq and is a predicted model, not a curated record. Lineage: Eukaryota; Metazoa; Chordata; Mammalia; Artiodactyla; Hippopotamidae. Gene Ontology annotation, molecular function: acetylglucosaminyltransferase activity. The coding region runs from base 124 to 1623 and encodes 499 amino acids. Gene Ontology annotation, cellular component: membrane.